Erythranthe guttata (spotted monkey flower) is the source of this 1110-nucleotide messenger RNA. Its product is annotated as pathogenesis-related thaumatin-like protein 3.5. The record is from RefSeq and is a predicted model, not a curated record. Lineage: Eukaryota; Viridiplantae; Streptophyta; Magnoliopsida; Lamiales; Phrymaceae.
AUUACUAAGAAACAAACCAUAUGAUUCCAUCUCACAUGUUCUGAAACUGACACUUUGACCUCCAUUAGCUUGGCUUCAUCAAAAUUUAAUUUUAAUAUUUUUUUUUAAUUAAACCAGAAAUCAAGAAAACAAGAAAUUGUGAAGAACCAAUUGCACUUUUCAUCAAAAUAAAUAAAUAAACAAAAGAAAAACAAAGCCCAUGUCUAUAAAUAGGCAGCUUCUCAAGUUUGAACUUCCACCAACUCUCUAUAAUCCCACUAAAGCCCCCAAACAAUUUCAAGAAUGACGGUUAGGCCCCAAUUCCAUCUUCUGCUCCAAGCCCUCUUAUUCACAGAAUUAUUGUCAAUGGCUUCGUCGACGUUGUUCACUCUCCAAAACAGCUGCAGCUACACAGUUUGGCCAGGCACACUCUCCGGCAACGGCGCCGCCGCCGCCAUCGGCGGCGGCGGUUUCCCAUUGUCCCCGGGCGACACCAUUCACCUUCCCGCCCCACAGGGCUGGUCCGGCCGUUUCUGGGCCCGAACGGGCUGUGUUUUCGACGAUGCCGGAAAUGGCCAUUGCGAAACAGGAGACUGCGGCGGCGUGCUCCAAUGCACCCUCAGUGGCGCCCCACCCAUCUCCUUGGCGGAGUUCACGAUUGGAAGCGGCGGCGGGGUGGCGGCGAUGGACUUUUACGACAUCAGCUUGGUCGAUGGCUACAAUGUGGGCCUCUCCGUCCAGCCCUCCGGCGGGUCUGGAGACUGCCAGUCGGCGGGGUGCGUGGCGGAUGUGAACGCGAACUGCCCGGAGGAGCUGCAGGUGGUGGUGGAGGAGGGCGGCGGCGUGGUGGCGUGCAAGAGCGCGUGCGCGGCGUUCGGAUCGCCGGAGUUUUGCUGCACAGGGGAACACUCGACGCCCGACACGUGCGCGCCGACGCCGUACUCGGAGAUGUUCAAGAACGCGUGCCCGACGGCGUACAGUUAUGCCUACGAUGAUUUGUCGAGCACGUGCACUUGUACGGGCUCCGAUUAUCUCAUUACCUUUUGCCCAUCAACCUGAAUUAUUUAUUAAGACUGUAAUUUGUACACACACUUGGUUAUUUUAAAUACAUAUUAAAUUAAUUUUUCCAAU